AUGGCACGAACCUUUCUCGGAUGGGGCGUGCCAUCUACGCCGACCACGGUCUCAAGUGACCUUGCCAAUCGCCAAGCCCAGCCCCCGAUCAAGCUUCCGGAACUUCGCUCGCCUAGUCCUCCGAGGUCGCUCCCAAGUGUUGACGCCAUCCUUGCCAGUGUCCAGGGCAUCGAGUUCGUCGCCGUGGACGACACCGAGAACAGCCCAGACCCCAGUGGCAUCGCCGUCCACGACUACACUAGCCUCAUACCCUCGCACACGCCGCUGGAGGGUAUUUCGUGGGACGGAACCGACCUGGAAGGAGUAGAAUGGAUCGGCAUGUCCGAGGAAGCAAUGCAGAGCCAGAACGAAGACCUCGAGCAGAAGCUGGGCCGCCUGUGCUCUGACGGUGGCCGGAAACUGAGGGCCAGCCUUGUGGAAAGGUUUGGUGAGUGGGAAAGCAACGGCAACGGCGACGAUGGAUAA
Gaeumannomyces tritici R3-111a-1 is the source of this 465-nucleotide messenger RNA. RefSeq lists its product as hypothetical. The transcript has a single exon. The coding region runs from base 1 to 465 and encodes 154 amino acids. Lineage: Eukaryota; Fungi; Ascomycota; Sordariomycetes; Magnaporthales; Magnaporthaceae. The record is from RefSeq and is a predicted model, not a curated record.